Messenger RNA from Rhododendron vialii, 1611 nucleotides. RefSeq lists its product as uncharacterized. The coding region runs from base 1 to 1611 and encodes 536 amino acids. The record is from RefSeq and is a predicted model, not a curated record. The transcript has 5 exons. Gene Ontology annotation, molecular function: nucleic acid binding; RNA-DNA hybrid ribonuclease activity. NCBI's taxonomy places the organism in Eukaryota, Viridiplantae, Streptophyta, Magnoliopsida, Ericales, Ericaceae. Gene Ontology annotation, biological process: DNA integration.
AUGGCCGCAGCUCUAAACCGAUUCAUUAGCAAGUCCUCAGACAAGUGCCACGCAUUCUUCCAUGCCUUGAAAGGAAAAAGUCGACGCAGCUUUGAGUGGACCUCGGAUUGUAACUCCGCCUUGGCUGAACUCAAAGAAUACUUAAACUCGACCCCGCUAUUAGUAAAACCCAAGGAGUUCGAAACUUUGUAUCUCUAUCUCGCCAUUUCCACCCACGCAACCAGUUCUGCACUUGUGCGGCGGGAUGGCACAGAUGACAUGCCGAUCUAUUUCACAAGCAAGACACUCCUUCCAGCUCAAACACGUUACCUACCCCUUGAAAAGUUAGCCCUUGCUCUUGUUUCGGCAGCUAGGAAACUCCUGCCCUACUUCCAAUCACACCCCAUCGUCGUCUUAACAGAGCACCCCCUCAAGAGCCUUUUUCGGAAGGCUGAUCUAUCCAACAGGGUCUUCAAGUGGGCAGUAGAGCUAGCAAACUUUGACAUUCAUUUUGAGCCACGAACGAAGAUACAGAACUUCUCAACACACCCAUCCCAACACAAAACAAUCGCCGAGCAUCAAGUGUCGCCGAAACCUUGGCAUCUUUUCCAAGGGGACACCUGGCGCCUACAUGUUGACGGUGCAUCUAACAGCAACGGAGCAGGGGUCGGGGUCGUCCUAGUCUCCACUUGUGGAACACUACAUGAAAGUGCUAUCAGCAUCGAAUUUCUCGCCACCAAUAAUGAAGCCGAAUAUGAAGCCCUCAUCGCUGGCUUACGCUCUGCAGUUGUGAUGGAAAUCUCUGAUCUUGUCGUUUACUCUUCUAAAGCCUCCGAAUUCAAGACAAUCAGCUUCGGCAGCAUUGACCAUCCAAGCUUUGACACAACUCCUGAAAUACUCAACGUUGAACUCGGUCCAAGCUGGAUGGACGAGAUCAUUGCAUUUCUCAAGCAUGACACUUUACCAGCAGACAAGAAGGAAGCUUACCGCAUCAAGAACAAAGCCGCUUACUACUGGCUCUCUGAAAGUGACCAACUCUACAAGAAAUCUUUCUCGGGCCCUUAUCUCCUCGUUGUCCACCCAACCCAGGUACCGGAUAUUCUCACCGAGCUUCACUCUGGCAAGCUCCCAACAACACCAGGUGGCUUCAAAUUCUUGAUCACCGCAACGGACUACUUCUCCAAAUGGGUUGAGGCCGAACCUCUUGUCACAACCACCAAAGUCGACGUUCGAAGAUUCGUCUGGAGGAACAUUGUGACCAGGUUCGGCGUCCCUUACGCCAUCGUGUCAGACAACGGAAGCCAAUUCGUGGGAAAUGGCCAAGCUGAGGCAACAAACAAGACCGUCAGUGCUGGGAUCAAACGUCGGCUAAACUCCAAAAGAGGAAAAUGGGCUGAGGAACUGCCAUGUGUCCUUUGGGCUUACCGUACUACCCCGAGGCGCUCAACAGGCCAAACUCCCUUUUCAAUGGUGUUCGGCAUGGAGGCCGUAAUCCCACUAGAGUCUAGGUUCCCAACUCUAAGAACAGAGAACUUCGAUCCAAAGACUAAUGACGAAGCCGUGGAACAAGAACUGAUUUUAGUAGAUGAAAAGCGCGACGACGCUCGGCUUAGGCUCGCCAAAUACCAAUAG